This is a messenger RNA of Porites lobata, 17279 nucleotides long. The record is from the annotation of a GenBank genome assembly. Lineage: Eukaryota; Metazoa; Cnidaria; Anthozoa; Scleractinia; Poritidae.
CAGAUUGACUUAGGGGGAACGAAAGUAUUAAAGAGGAUAAAAACUGCCGGUGAAGCCAGUCCAGCCGUCAACCAAACUGCAAGAAACGUGACAAAGUUUCUGAUUAAAGUCAGUGCUGACGGCGUUACAUAUGAGGAUUUUGAUGCGGUAAGGGGCUCUUAAGCUGACACCAAUGGCUAUAAUGUCAGUUUUAAUGUCAUGAUAUGGCUGGUUUGAGCAUGACGUCACGGCGGCUAUGGUGUGGUAAAGAAUCAUCAUCAUCAUCAUCAUCAAUCUUUAUUUAUACACUAAAUCGUAUCAUUUUACAUGGUCUUCCUGGGAAUCGUGUUUAAAACUAGACUAAAAUACUCUAAGGAACUAUUGACUAUAAUGUUAAAAAUACAAAAACUUACAUUAUGAAUAUUAAGAGUUACAAUGGGUCAUGGUGUAUUACAAAAAUCGUUCCCAUGAAUUCAAGUUUUAAAAACAUUUAAACUAGGCAGUUUUCUAAUCUCUGAGGGAAUCUUGUUCCACAGAACAGAUCCGCUGUAGUGUAGGCUCCCAAUCAUAGAACACAAUCAUUGCUUUCCUUUGGGAACUAAACUCCAUUUUUUCGUGUAAAGAAUUCUUUUGAAUUGUCCGCCAACAUGGACGCCUUGUCACGUGGUUGCAAACCAAGAACGUAUACUGUAGUUUCUCGAGUCAGCUUAUCUACCUUAUUUGAUCUUAUUUGACUUUGUGGCUGCAAGAAAAUAGGCAUCAGAACUUAGGUUGUCAGCGCUCCGUCGAAUCAAAUUAAGAGCUAUGUUUAAACGGCACCCCUCAAAUUUUCGACCUGUUGCCACAAAAUUUGUGCUCUUAGGUAAUUCGUUCACACGCUAACCAUACAAAAAAUUUAGACGCCUUGCCGCUCAAAAAUUUGAUCGUCAAAAUCGGGGUCAAAGUUUUAAUCAGAAAGGUCGAAAAUUUGACCGGAGUGGUCAGCGGUCACAAUAACCGUCUAAAGUUUUCUACAGCAAAUUAAAGGCGUGGCUGCAUGAUACUUGGUAACUCAGCUAAAAGUCGUCAUUUUGGAUUUGCUAAAGUAGCGUUCUGCGCAUGGGCAGAUGGUAAAACUAGUUAUUUGAACGACAAAUCCGUCAAUCCCGUUCCCAGAGGCCGCGAUCCUUGAGUGUGAAAAGAGCGAAAAUAGUGAACGUCUCCGUAUAAGCAUAGUGUUCUCUCAAAUUUUUCAGCCGGUGGAAACUUCUUCCACUGCCUAGGGAUUCGUAGCCUAACUAAAACAAAAAUUCCAGCUCUGGGUGUUUUGUCAAAGAAAUUAAUAAUACUUCAAUUAAUAUUUUCCAUCUUUCAAACCAAAAGAAAAAUGUUGACGCAAAUUUCUGCCUUAUUGGGAAUUAAAAAAGCAGUUUGGGGCCAGCUUUCAGAAAUUUUUUCUCGAAGGUUUGUUUCUUUGUUUUUGUUGUUCGGUUUCUUUUUUUUUUUUUCAAGAUUUCAAGCAAGCCUAAACCAGAAAUUAAAAAGAGAAUGAGAGAUUUUAUGAAGCACAAGAGUGUGUUGGUGAAGAACAACUUAAUUUUGCAUAGUAAUUUUUCAACAUCUAAGUAUCGCUGAUAGUAUCUUAACUAUUAUACUACACACAUACUGCAUGCAUCAAUUACUCAUAACAUGCAUUUGAUUCUUUUUUUUAUGACAAACAUCACAUUCAGUCAGUCAGUUAGAGCGUGUAAAAAUGGGAAGGUGAAAAGAAAACGUUAUUGGUCAUUUCAAAGUAAUAAACCAAGUACUCUAUUUUAUCAUCUAGUUUACACAGGAUGAUUUUACGCUUGAAAUCAGGACACAAUACCUUCGCAUAGUGCCACUGGAUUUUGUUGGAUUUCCUUGCAUGAGGAUCGAAAUAUAUGGGUGCAAAGGUAUUAAAUGACCCGCUUUUGUGUUUGUUCUGUUCGGCCUUCCUCCCACCAUGUCAAACUUUAUAUUGUUAACUUUAUGCACAAGAUUUGCGCCAGGGUGGUUUGUGUAAAUGGUAAGUAUCCAGGGUUUCUGAGAAUGUUAUAAACGCGGGAGGGGAGGGGGGAGGGAAUUGCAUCGCCACAAACCACGGCCCAUAUUUUCAGAAGCUUUCCAAAAAUGAUUUCCCAACCGAAGAUUCCAGUUAUCCGAUGUAAAUGGUAAGUACACCUUAUAUAUCUAAACUUAAACUUGUUGAACGUCCCUAGCGCUCGUCUGCCGAUAUAACUAAAUCGUAACGAACCCUUUAUGUUCUUAUCUUCUUUUCUUUUUAUAGCAAAGAAACAAAAAUUGUGCAGCGUCGAUAAUGGUGGAUGUUUACAACAAUGUAUUCAGCAUUCUAAGUACUGCAUUUUUGGGAAAUGUUUCUUUAGCUGUAGCAUCGAUUCCCUUUGUACAAAGUGGGUGGAAUGCAAAUGUGAUCCUGGAUACAAACUGCUCAAGGACAAAACAAACUGUGCAGGUAAUGAAGGCUUCGGAGUUCAGCACCGUAGAAUAAAAAUGAUAUAGUCUAAAAACAGUGAUAUCACAUAUACUUUAAUUUGUGAAACUUUAAUACUUUAAAUAAUAACGUCACAGGCUAAGCUAGUGAAUCACACCAAUGGACACUUUGGAUUUUUUUUUUCCUUUCUGAUAGACGUAAACGAGUGUGCCACCAAUAACGGAGGCUGCGAUCAGAUCUGUAACAAUACAAAAGGAAGUUAUGAAUGCAACUGCCGCAGUGGUUUCUUGCUCUCUAGCGAUAAACACAAAUGCAACGGUAAGUCAAAAAAUAGGGUCACAACAGCAAUAUCUGGUACACUUGUGGCACAAUCUAUCUUCUAUAUCUUCCUAUAUUGAACAAUAAGGGGCACCUAAAGACAAUUUCCUCCAAAAUACAUUAAAAACAAUUCUAGACUAUCCAGAGCACUUUUAGAUCUCUAAAACUGCAUUCUAAGCGGCGCCAUAAAAUUUGUAUCUGUUCGGUCAUCCUAGGGGAACUUGAGUCUGUUCAAAAUUACUAGGGCUUCAGUAUCAUUUUCCCGAAAAUUUUAGAGGCAAUUUUAAGUUAUUACGAAAGUGAGAAUUUUUCUGAUUUCUCUCUCCAUCAUAUUUUUGAAUCCGAAGAUUUCAGGUUUCCUUUUCUCUACUUAAAAUAGCCUAACCUGGGGAGUGAAAUGGGAAAAAUUAAACUUCAGAAAAUCGUAGGGAAUUUAUUAGAAAAGCUUCGAAAAUUGUGCAUGAAUGAAACGGCCAUCUAGAAAUUUUUAGCCGUCCUCAAGUCACAGAAAAUUCUCCGAACAGAUACAUAAAACAGUUGAAGGAUGCCCCUAAACAAUGGCUGAUGAACAAAAGCGUAUCAGCUUCGUAUGAAGUGUUAAAAACCUACAGAAGCCUACUUUUCAUCGUCUUGAGAUGGCAGGGAAAGAUUUACCCUAAAAAAUCGUGCAAGACAGUUUUUGCGUAAAGCACUGUUAUUCUAGACAACAUUCAAACAGUCUUUAGUUUGGAAUCUCAUUCAAAAUAAAUGGCUAACAAAACAAAACUGGUCAAUUUAAUGGUAAAACAUGGAAAACUUUAGGCAGAAUCGUGAUCCAUGAAAUAAUCCAGACAGUUAUUAUAAGACUUAUAACCGAGAAUGUGUGAAUAAAGGAAAAGCCAUCCUCGCCUCGUUCCCUCCGGAAUUCAAUAACAAUUGUCAAUUUGCUUAUAAGUGAACAAUAUCACCAAUCAAUCAUAAAAAACAAGUAGUUGAUAACCAUCCUGCAAAAAGCAAUGCAUUCACCACUAGGCAGUCCGCGGUCACAAGGACAUAAGCCUCGUUCCGGUACAAACACUCCACAGUUAAGAAUAUCAAGUACCAUGGGUAAAAAGGAGUGGCAUGCAAAGAUCAGUCUUCAUUUGAACCCCUAGCUGUAGUGUAAACACCAGAGAUCAGUAGUCUUUUAUUUACGUGCAUCUGUUUACAUGUCAUAUGUUUUAUAUUUUAUUAUUUGUUACGUUUUACCAUUCUUUUUUUGUACCUGCUUGCGGCAUGGCACAGAUUUGGAAGAGUGCAUUGUUAAUAAAGGCGGUUGUAACCAGUUUUGCCAUUAUACCUUUGGAAGUUAUUACAUUGCUCGUGCAAAAAUGGCUUUAAGCUUUCAGCAGACAAUCAUACCUGUAGUGGAAAGGUUAUGCUCAAAAUUGUCUUCUUUUAAUUUACUUUAAACUCACAUUCUUUAGAUAUUGACGAAUGCGCUGUGAGUAAUAGCGGAUGUAGCCAUGGCUGCCAAAAUCUGCAAGGAACCUAUCAGUGUACAUGUCCAAAGGGAUUUGAACUGGACGCAACGAAAAAGAACUGCACGGGUAAGACAAUAGCCUAACAACAAUCAAAAAACAGCACAUCGUAAAAUUCGUCACUGUACCCUUUGAGAAGGUAAUAAAACAUUUUUAAUAGCAGAAAUUCUAAACAGUCGUUUAGAGCAUGGCACUUGGCAGUCGCGAACGCUUUUACAAUUACUUUAUUACUCCCUUUUGUGUUUCAACUUGUGUAUUACGCUAUGCUCAACUUGGCUUCGAUUACAGCCGGGCAGUACGGUAGCCCACUACGGUGGCCCACAACUGUCACGUCAAAUACAAAUUACUCACAUCAAAUACAAAUUACUCACAUCAAAUACAAAAUCCUGAUAUCAAAUACAAAUUACUCACAUCAAAUACAAAUUGCUCACAUCAAAUACAAAUUACUCAUAUCAAAUCAAAUUACUCACAUCAAAUACAAAAUCCUGACAUCAAAUACAAAUUAUUCACAUCAAAUACAAAUUGCUCACAUCAAAUACAAAUUACUCACAUCAAAUACAAAUUACUCACAUCAAAUACAAAUUACUCACAUCAAAUACAAAUUACUCACAUCAAAUACAAAUUACUCAUAUCAAAUCAAAUUACUCACAUCAAAUACAAAUUACCCACAUCAAAUACAAAAUCCUGACAUCAAUACAAAUUACUCGCAUCAAAUACAAAAUUCUGACAUCAAAAACAAGAUUAAACGGUCAGCGGUGAUAUCACAUCUGACUUUAAUUUGCGAAACUUUAAUACUUUAAGUAAUAGCGUCACCGGUUAAGCUAGUGAAUCACACCAAUGGACACUUUGAAUUUUUUUCCUUUCUGAUAGACGUGAACGAGUGUGCCACCAAUAACGGAGGCUGCGAUCAGAUCUGUAACAAUACGAAAGGAAGUUAUGAGUGCAAAUGCCGCAGUGGUUUCUUACUUUCUAGCGAUAAACACAAAUGCAACGGUAAGUAAAAAAAAAAUAGGGUACAACAGCAAUACCUACAUUUGUGGCACAAUCUAUCUCCUAUGUCCUCCUAUAUUCAACAAUGUCUGAGGAGCAGAAAAGUGUCAGCCUCGUAUGUACUGGUAAAAAUCUCCGGAGUUCGGUCGUUUCGAUACAAAAUCGUUUUUGUUUCGAUACGAACUCAAGCAGUGAUAUUGCACAAAAAUUUCGAUCACUUCAGACCUCCAGAAGCCUACUCUUGACUAAUUUUCAUCGUCUUCAGAUGGAAGGGAGAGAUUUCCCCAGCUAAACAAUCGUGAGAGAAAGUCUUUGCGUAAGCAGUCUUAUUCUAGGAAACAUUCAAACAGUCGUUAAUUUGGAAUCUCAUUCAGAAUAAAUGGCAUACAAAUCAAAACUGGACAAUUCAAUGGUAAAACAUGGAAGACUAUAGACAAAAUCCUGAUCUUUGAAAUAAUCCAGGAGGUCAUAGUAAUCGAGAGUGUAAAUGAUGGAAAAGACAUCCUGGCCUUGUUCCCUCUAGAAUUCAAUAACAAUUGUCAAUUCAGUUUUAAGUGAACAAUAGCCUCAACAAUUAACAAAAAACAACUACUGUAAUUGAUAAUUAUCCUGCAAAAAGUAAUCCAUUCAUUACGAGACAGUCCGCGAUCCGAUACAAACACGUGACAGUUUAGAAUAUCAAAUACCAAGAAAAGAGAAAGAUACCAAGUAAAAAUAAGUGGCAUGCAAAGAUCAGUCUUCAUUUGAAAUCCCAGCUGUAGGGUAAACACUAGAGUUCAGUGGUCUUUUAUUUACGUGUAUCUAUUUACAUGUCAUAUAUUUUAUCUUUUCACUAUUUUGCUAAUUUUUACCAUUCUUUUUUUAUACCUGCUUGCGGCAUGGCACAGAUGUGGAUGAGUGUAGUGUUAAUAAAGGUGGCUGUAACCAGUUCUGCCAUAAUACCUUUGGGAGUUAUUAUUGCUCGUGCAAAAAUGGCUACAAGCUUUCAGCAGACAAUCAUACCUGCAAUGGUAAGGUUAUGCUCAACAUUGAAGUUAGUGGUAGAGUGAAAAUUUUUGACAGCUGUCAUAUUGUGCAUUUCUUAAUAGUUAUUUCACUUUCAAUAAAAAUAAUUGAUGGUAUUUAGCAGUUUUAACCAGCUCACUUUCCAAAUCCGUAUAAUUUUCACGACCUGGUUGUCCAUAAGGUGAAUAGUCCUUUGUGGUGCAUUCCCGCAGUGCGGUGAGAUAGACGUUGUACUGUUCUAUAUCGAUCGUAACUGCAUCGAUGAGCUAUAAGUGCUGAUCGAAACUAUGAAUACGAAGUUGCAGUUAGAGGUAGAAAGAAAAACACUCCUUUUUCUUCUUGUAGAAGGGAAAACCCUUUAGCAAGUGUGUCCUUAUCAUUACUUUCAUUUUGAGGAAAGGAGAGCGUAACGUUGUAAUUACUUUAAACUCACAUUCUUUAGAUAUCGACGAAUGCGCGGUAAGUAAUGGCGGAUGUAGCCAUGGCUGCCAAAAUCUGCAAGGAACCUAUUUGUGUACGUGCCCAAAGGGAUUUGAACUGGACGCGAGGAAAAAGAACUGCACGGGUAAGACAAUAGCAAGUCUAACAACAAUAAUAAAAAAGCACAUCCUUCAAUUCGUCACUGCACCCUUUAAGAAGGUAAUAAUACAUUUUUAAUAGCAGAAAUUCUUAACAGUUGUUUACUCUAACACUCUGUUUUGUGUUUCUACUGGUAUUACGCUAUAUGCUCAACCUUGCUUCGAUUAAUGCCCAGAACAUGUAAAACAAUUACGAUAAAAAACUAUUCAAUAAUUUUGAAAAUCAUGUAUCUUUAUUGCGCCGUAAAUCAUCAAAAUGAAAAAAAAUUAAAUGGUCACGAAUGUCGUAUAUUUGAACCCGAGGAAUGAAGAAAUAAAUACAUUAAGAAGGCCAAUAUCUGAGAACACUGCCCUUUAAAAAUCUAUUUUCCUUUGCUUACAGAUACAAAUGAAUGCUUGCUUGCGAACGGUGGCUGCCAAACUCAUUGUACCAACACUAACGGCAGCUAUUAUUGCUCCUGUUUACCUGGAUUUGAGUUAUACGAUACACUCAGGUGCAGAGGUAAGACAACAGAGGUAUAAAAAUAUCUUUUCAGAAAAUCUCUAAGAGACAAAUAGGAUUACACAAAAAGAGCCUUGUCAGAAAAACAGCCCUAUUCUUUCCCAAAAGCUUUACUUGAUAAGUCCAAAAAAUAAUCCAUUGUCUUGAUAUAUAGCUCCCAUACAGUGUAACUUGUGUCAUCUCGUCGUAACGAAAAUCUCUAAGGCUAAGGCCAAAUGUUGAACUUUUCAGCUGUGGGUUAAAGGGGCUGUGUCAUGGCGGUCUAGUUCAUUUUUAUUAUUUAACAAUUAUUGGACGAGGUUAAGCAAAAUAUCGUGAUUUGUCAGUCGCGAGCAGAUCAAAUAAUUGAUCUGCGAGACACUGACAAAUCACUAUAUUUUGCGAUUACCGAGUUCAAUAAUUGUUUAUCAUUCGAUCACCAAGUUUAUUAUUAAUGAAUAUCUUCUGGAAGCGAAGCGAUCUGCCAUUUUUCACGCAAGAGCGAUCGCAAGAAGGAGAAAAGCGUGGUUCGUUUACGCAUUAGCAGGAUAUCAUUUGCAGCCAAACACAGUUGGACGACGUGCAUGAACAGAUCAUUGUCUGUAGGCAGUUAUUUGAGGGGCACGUGGUGGGAUUUCAGCCAAUGAAAAGGACGAAAAAUUUGCAUCGAAUGAUAAUGCCAAUUAUGCGUCCUUAUUCGCUGGUGAAGAAACUAGUUGUUAAAAUAAAGAAAGACACGUUUUCAAAAGCCACAAUCCCAACCCGUUUUAAUCUACUUUAAAUUUUGUCCAUCCCUACUUUUUUUGUAUUUUCCUCGUUGUUUAUAAAUGUACCUUCUUUAAACGUUUGAGUGGAAAAUCAUGCUUGUAAGGGAGUGGAACCCUUCACCACUGCGAUACCAUUGCAGCGCUCUUCCAAUUGAGCUAACAAGCCAAUUGGGAGAAGCUCAUUUAGUUUCUUUGUUACAAACUCAAUGAAAGGAUGACGAUGAAGUAAUAAAUAUAAGUUUAUGAUUAGUUCUACUUUUUUCUCAGAUUAAUUUGGGUUCGCUAGAAUGAGUUUUGACCGACAAACAUGUUCUGUCCGUCUUCUUUAGACUUUAAAAGCACUCAGCCAUAGGAAGAUAUGAGGUUUGAUGACACCAUUUUAUUUUUAGACAUAGACGAAUGCUCUCAUAACAGCGACAACUGCAGCCGAUCAUCAACUGACUGCCAAAACUUUCAAGGAGGGUACGAGUGCAAAUGCAAGUCGGGCUACAAAUACAUUCAAGGAGAUAAAUUUAACUGUGAACGUAAGCAUGCCAUGUAUUUUUAGUGACUAAAAAGUUAAAGUGUCCUUAUAUUACGGCAGUAACUCGUGUUAUCAUCUCAGUAACAAACGUGAGGCCAACGGUGUGCUUCCCCCACUCUCUUCACAAGGAUUUGAGGUCACACCUGGAGAUCGAACAUGGAACCUUCCGCACAGAAGACCGUGCACGAACCAACUGUACCAGUCCUUGCUCCAACUUGACUUUGACCUCAUUACAUUUUAUUUUACAUUAUAUUUCAACAAACAAAUCAUUCUUUAUUUAUUUAUUUAUUUACUUAUAGUUCGGUCUUGCCCACCCCUGGUGGAAGUAGCGGGAACUUCUGUCAGCCCGAAAGAUUGUUUGGUAGUUGGUGCAAGGAAAGUUAAGGACACCUGUACCUUCAGUUGUAAGGAGGGGUACAAGCUUCCAGACCCCAAUCAACCUACCUUGACCUGCCUGGAUACUGGGGACUGGGAUAAGGCUGUUAUAAACUGUCAACGUGAGUAAUGAAAAGGAAAAUAUUUAGUUAUUUGCAGAAGUUUAGAUGUACGCUGUCUGAAUAUGUACAAGCUAAACUGUUUAAUACCAUAAAAUAUUUAUUAACAAUAUAUUCUGAUAGCAAAAAUUCAAACCUUAUUGUAAACAAUGAGUAUACAAGCAAAAACAUAAUAAUACUCUGUCUGGCUAAAAGAGAAAAUGAUAAGUACAUUUAAGGGAAAGUAAAACAGUAAUCGGAGCAUAUCAGUCUUCGUAAUGAUGCUCUUUUUUCUGCUCAUUAAUUUAAUUUCAAAUUCUUUUACUUAUUGUAAAAUUAAUGUCAGUUUGGCAUUUGAUCCCGAAAGUUAGGGAUCCAAAUGAUUAAAUGUAUUUCUGAGCUUUAUUUCACCAUUUUCUAGGCAAGAGCUGCCCUGCAUUACCUCCAAUUCAAGAUGGAUUACUUAUCCCAGCUUUCUGUGCGGUGACUGGGAAUUUUUUUAACCAGUCCUGUCAGUACUCUUGCAAUCAAGGUUACCGUCUAAAUGGAAUCUCUUCUCGGACCUGCCAGGCUAACGCUGAAUGGGAUGUUAAGGCAAUUCCUAAGUGCGAUAAAGGUAAAAUAGACCUUGUCACAGUUUUCGACGCCAUCUGGACGAGUAGGCAAACGUGUCAGAAAUUACAGUGUUUGUAUGAGAAUCUGAUGUCGAACAAUUUCCGUAAAACGGCUGCUCUUAAUAAAAUAUGACUUGUAAACUAAAGCUUCAAAACAAAGAAUUGUAUUAAGAAAAUUUUGGGGCGUACCUGUGCUUAAACUUCUCCAGAGACUUGCUUUAGAUUUUCCGUAUAUUUGUCUGUAAUUUUUCCCGGGGCUUUCUUACAGACAAAUGUAUAGAAAACUUUAAAAAGUAGUUCUAGGUCUUCUAGCGCAUGUAACGCCCUUAAUUUUUUCAGUAGAAUUCUUAGGGGUGAAGCUUUGGUUUACAAUUCAUAUUUUUUCCAGAACAGCCGUACUACGGAGAUUAUUCGACAUUAGAUUCUCAUACAAACACUGUAAUUUCUCACGCGUUUGCCUACUCGUCAAGAUGGCGUCGAAAAGCGUGACAAGUUCUAUUAAACGGACCCGAUUGGACGCUAAAUGGGUUAUUUGUCCACCUUGAGAAAAUUCAACAUCAUUAAGAAUAAGUAGAAGGAGCAUGAUCGUCGGGGUGAGCGUAGUCCUGAAUAGGAAAGUUGUUGACAGUCACUGACAACAACAGUCCUGUUCUGGGCUACUAUGCUCACCCGGGUGAUCAUGUUCCAUAGGUGCAGGGGCCGUCCACCUUUAGAGUAUUUACACUGAUAAAUGGAUCAUUCAUGCACCACUGAUCUUUCGAUCGAUGCUGUACAUCCAGCCUCUUACGGUUACCAGAGCGUUGUGUAAUUCCAAAUAUUAGCAUACAUAUUCCUUUGUUUGCUACGACUUUUUCUCCUCAGCGUCGUUUAUUUCAAGCUUGUUAACGUACGGCACUCUCUUUGGCACGAAACCAUCGCGUAGAUGAAUCGUUUUUCCCUGACAGUCGCUGAAAACUUUUUUAUUGUAAGCUAAAAGUCCUGCAGUUGUGACUUAAAGAUGAUGACAAAUAGAGAGCAUGCGAUGAAUGGCCUGACUUCCGUCAUCCUGAGAGGGUACAAUAUGCAAUACAGCAUUUGGCGGAAAGUUGAGUUGACCUGCUGCUUGGUCUUUAGAAAGAAAUAAGCUAAAAUUACCUCAGGUUUCAAUAUUACGGUAGUUUAGCUGGAGGUCAAUAUUCAGAGACAAUGCUAUUAAGGUUCGUCUGAUUCAUUUUAUUUUACACAUUUAAAUCACAGUUUAACAAUUACAGAUUCUCUUGAAUACUUCAUUAUAGUUAUUGCUGUAUGGAAUGUGUGUGACGGCCAAAGUAUCAUCUGCUUUCGAGCUGGCCACCACCUACUUUUGAAUAUAUUAACAUAAACGAUGUUGAAGACAGAGUCAUUAACGGUAUGCUGAACGAAAUCUCCUAUGAUUUUUUUUUUCAGUGUACCCGAAGCCUUGGAUCUCAUGCCCUGACGAUGUCAUCGUCGAUCUCGCUCCAAAUAAGAAUACCUAUGACAUUACUGCACUGCUUGGGCAACCUCAGUCUAAUGUGCCGAAUAUUCAAUUGUUUCCAGAAGAGCACCGUAAUAGCCUGGUUUUUCCAUACGGUCUAACCAUACUCACAUACGUCGCCAGCAAUGAAGUUGGUACUACCGCAAAUUGCACGACAAAUAUUAUUGUUCAAGGUAAGCAUGGGCGCGAAAACUAUCAGAAAAGUUGAUAUAAAAUCGAUUUUAAAACCUUCAAAUGAUUUUGGAGAAUUACUGAAAACCAAUUCACAUCAUAAUUAAGUGUUUUCUGUCCUAGCCCGAGUACGGUUCGUUCACGUUCCAAAAUGGAUAAUGUGCGAGGUUUUCUAUUGGAGGGUUUAAACUGUAUUACCAUGUUACACAUGACGUUCUAUGCUCAAACUUCUAGGCCUUCUACUUUCACAUUUUCACUUUACAACACGUCCUUUCAAUGAUAUAUAGCCUGCGGGAAGGAAGACGGGGAAUUCGGGCGAGGGAAGGGUAGGGUUAUGCUUGCCUUGUCCCUGUACGACGUUUUCCCAGUCCCUCUCGGUCAAUUCACUUCCGAGACGAACGGUCCCGAAACACUUUAGUCGCGCGGAAUAAUGAGGCCCACCGACUAGGCAAUUAGAGCACGGUGGCCAGAUGAAGUAUUGCUUCUUCUCAGUACAUAAGAAACAUACUAGAAGAAAAGAAUACCAGACAAUAUGGACCGUUGUAUCCAUCUUAUAACCAAGAAUGUUCCAAAUAGCUGUUUAUUCAGGAACAUCGGAGAAGUCCACAUUCAGUGUAUGCGUACUUUUACCAGUCCGUUGUGACACAUACUGGUCCUCUUUUGUCCUUUUUUUUUUUCUUAAUUGCAGCUUAUCUUACUUGAUUUGCUUUACAUAGCAUUUUCUCCAUGCACACUAACAAUUUCAUCUCUUACAUAGAUAAGCAACCACCUAGCGUUGUCUAUUGUCCUGACAACAUUUAUCAGUUGAUAGUGGGUUCGACCGCAAGUGUAACAUGGAAACUGCCAGAAUUUUCGGACAAUGUUAAAGUGGUUAAAGUCACAUCAACAAAAAAUCCCGGAGACACCUUCCAACUGGGAUCCACAAACGUUAAAUAUGAUUCUUUUGAUGACAGUGGUAAUACCGUGAGCUGCACCUUUUCUGUGACGCUCAAAGGUGAAUGUGUUGAUAGUUUACAAUACCUACAUCGCUAUGUAAUGAAGCCAGUAGUUCCAUUUUAAACAAAAAUAAUAACAACAACAACACCUAGAAAAUGCGAUUAACUGAAGUUGGAUUUCUUGCAAGAAGUAAAUCUAAAGUGGUUGAGGUGGACAAAUUUUGCUCUAUAACAGGAAAACGGAUCCUUUACUAUAGAAACCCCUCAUAAGUAAAAAAUUUGAAACAUGACAGAAUGUAAUCUGUUCAAUAUCAUUAAUCCAAGUCUACCAUGGAAAGUUCUUUAAACGAAAUAGAAUGAACUUGGGUCAUGGAAAAUGCCUCCUUACCUUAGCAUGGUAUGUCCCGUACGAUACUUUAGUCAGCAGGAAUCUAGUCCAAACUGCACUAAGUGCCCGCCACAAACCAGCACCAAAACAAAUGGCUCAAAAGCGUGCACCGGUGAGCAAAUACAUGUACAGAUGUUCUUAAAAAAUCUAAUGAAGAUGCACGAAGGUUUCAGUAAAAAGGAGAAUAUAUCAAAAUAACACAAUCGUAAGAAAUGCACUACCAGCGAAGGUCUUUGAGCUCUGGUAUCAUGAAGCUACAUGCAAUUAUAAGAUGCUGCAGCCGUUAUGAUCAUCUCGUGAUUAUUGUCGCCUGCCUAGAUUUUGUCCCAAAUUCAGGAGCGAAAAGCAAUUUUUCAAAGUAAUUUUUCCUUUUUGAAUACUCACUAAUUGGACUGAACGACGCCUUACUAUUUUGUCACCAUAAAAUCAUUGUUCUCCAUUAAGAAAGCCUUAGCAUAGCGAAAUGAACCGGUUUGAAUUUAAAGCCUAAGCGGUAUGACCAUCCCAAACUUUCCACCACGAACGUUUAACAAGAACUUUCUAACUAUUUUACAUUAGUAAAAUCCAACUAGUGGUCUAUUAUCAAUGCUACGUUCUGAUUGGUUGAGCUACUGCUACGCUAUAUGUUACAGCCAACUAGUAGCGAAAAGCGCCGGAUUUUUGGAGGCAAAAAAGGAUUUAAGUCCAGCUUUAAGUUGUUUUGUCUCCAUAUUUUUGACCAACUAGUUGGAUUUUACUAAAACAAUAAUUGUUAAUUAGCCAUUCGCUGUACUGUUUCAUUUGUUCUAUAACUAUUUAUUUUUUGCUUUUUUUUGUUGACCUUUUGGUUUGUUAUUUAAACAGCUAAAAAGUGCGAGAAACCUGCAAAUCCAGAUAACGGAGUACUCAAGUGCGAAAAUUAUGGGCAAAUGAUGUUCUGUACAACUACCUGCAAUCCUGGUAAACAGCCAUUCCAAUACACAUUUGGCUCAAUCUGCAGUCAAUCAACUUUAAAAUGGCAGCCGAUACCGGAUUGUGUGGGUGAGUAUAGUUAAGUGGGUAACCAGUAACUUGCCACGUAAUUUGCUUUUGCCAAUUGCCCGAUUAUACACAAAAUGAAACCCAGACUAGAUGAGUCACUCUAAAUAACCAAUUAAGACUAAAAACUAUGUCGUGAAAAUUUUACUUUCGCUUACUGGUUUAUUUGUUUCUUUGAUAAAAAUAUCUUUAAAAGAAAUAAACAAUAGAAAACCAUAUAUUCAGGAAAGUUUAUUUCUACCUUCUUCAUGCCUUCGUCUUCGAGAAGGUCCUAGACGUAUUUCAGAAAGAUAGGAAAACCUGUCCGGCUGCGGGAUAAGCUUUAUAUUUUAUAAUUUACCUUAAAGAAAAAAUUACUGCCAAUGCAAAUUGAAUGGCUGACAUUGAACGAUGAAUCUACUAUUGUACUAUUUUAUAGACGCUGUUCUUCUGCCUGACAGCGGAGUUUGUCCUGAUGGAAAAAUAAAGCAAGGCACCUUAGCGUCAAUGGAAAACUAUAUCAAAUAUUGUGGUGGGUAACAAAUCAUCUGGGCCCUCGUGGAAAAGUCUUUUGCUACCCGAAAUGGUGUGGUUUUGGUCACUUUAAUACCGUCAUAUUGCAUUUUUCUUUUUUUACAGUGAGUUGUCCUCAUGGAAUGAAAUAUGAUAAUGCACUGAAAGAUUGCGUGGUAUGUCCCGUAGGCUACUUUAGUCAGCAGGAAUCUAGUCCAAACUGCACUAAGUGCCCGCCACAAACCAGCACCAAAACAAAUGGCUCAAAAGCGUGCACCGGUGAGCAAAUACAUGUACAGAUGUUCUUAAAAAAUCUAAUGAAGAUGCACGAAGGUUUCAGUAAAAAGGAGAAUAUAUCAAAAUAACACAAUCGUAAGAAAUGCACUACUAGCAAAGGUCUUUGAGCUCUUAUAUGAUGAAGCUACAUGCAAUUAUAAGAUGCUGCAGCCGUUAUAAUUACCUCAUGAUUAUUGUCGCCUGCCUAGAUUUUGUCCCAAAUUCAGGAGCGAAAAGCAAUUUUUCAAAGCAAUUUUUCCUUUUUGAAUACUCACUAGUUGGACUGACUAUAAAACGACGCCUUACUAUUUUGACACCAUAAAUUCAUUGCUCUCUAUUAAGAAAGCCACUCAAUUUAAAGGAACUCAAAUUAACUCAGCUUUAUUUAGAUUUCUAGUAAAGAAUCAUUCAACGAAUUUUUGACUGAGUUUCCGCUUCAUCAUUGAAUAUGCGUUUGUCAGAUUUGUGCGAUAAAGGAGAGUCGUCUGCCGAUGGAUUUGACAAUCCUAAUCAUGACGCCUGCCAUCUGUGCUCCAUGGGUUUCUAUCAGGAUCAGUAUGGUGCUACGAGCUGCAUGCAAUGCCCCAGUGGAUUAACAACUAAAGCAAAGGGUUCCAUCACUCGGGACGAUUGUGGAAGUAUGUGUCGAUAUGUUAUUCUUGAGCUUUUUGUACUUUAAGCAUAUUUGUAACCGGCUUUUUUUGGUUUUCUGAGAAUACGGGGAAGGGGAGCAAAUCCUCUGCCCACCUUUACCACCACCUAGCUACAUUCCGUAAUUCUAAUAAGCUUUAUUAUUCAUUCAAAAUAUUUCCCCAAUUAUGAUUGGCUUAAAGCACACGCAAAAUUCACCAUAACCAGUUACUGAUGACCAAAUUUGGAAGAAUUGUGUGUUUAACGAGGAAAUGACGUCAAAAAUGCAGCCCGCUACAGGUUAGGGCACCGUUACCGAGAAGACAUGGGGACGAGGUUGAGUUGUUAGGGUUGUGAAAAAAAAAAUGGGGAACAUUUCACUCGUUUUUGUUACCCUUAUCGAUCUGCUUAAUUCUUCAUAUACUACAAAAGCCGAAUUCAUUAAUUGCUUUAUUAUUCAUUCAAAAUAUUUCCCUGAUUAUGAUUGGCUAAAAGCACACGCAUAACUCACCAUAACCAGUUUCUGAUGACCAAAUUUGGAAGAAUUGUGUGUUUAACGGGGAAAUGACGUCAAAAAUGCAGCGUUCGUGCUGGUUAAGGCACCGUUAACCGUGAAGACCUGGGAACGAGGUUGAGUUGUUUUGAUUGUAAAAACGAAAAAUGGCGGACAUUUCACUCGUUUCAAGAGUAAGAACUAGGCCAAAAAAUAGCUAAAAACAUGGCCAGAACAGCAAGAAGACAACUUGAAGGACGACAUCUGCUAUUUGGAGAAUAUUUGCGGAGCUGGACAAACCUAAACGUGCACUAUCGAAGAUGAACUUAACAUCGAUGGAUCGAUGGAGGUAAGCAUGUUUUAGCCAUGUUUUUAAACUAGGAAUUAUCUUGAAUGAAUAAUAAAACAAUUAUUGAAUUCGGCUUUCUUAUAAUAUGAAGAAUAACACCCUCCUCGAUCUCCAUAAUUCCUCAUAAGAUAAUUAAUUGUUAAGUUAUUAUUCAAGUUGGAGCCGGGUUCGUCUCGGUCCAUAAAAGAAUAUAAAGAACUUCGCCUAUAGCCAGCCGUCUUGGCGCACCAAGCUUGGUCGAUAACAGAUUUAAUCUAGUUUUUCUCGCACAAACAAAGCUGGCAAGAUAGGCCCAUCUUGCGUGCUCCAAUAGCCAAUCAGAAUAAAGGAUUCUCUCUAUCUUGCUCGCUUGCGGAGACAGCUGUCAAGCAAUAAAACUUCUGCAUUUAACAAACCUUUAACCACCAGGAUUUAGAUUUAGAUUUUAACUCUCUUUGACUAAAAAAGACAGCUCCGAAAACGAACAUUGACUGCCAGGCCAACAGGUGCCUGGCAGGAUUAAACUCACUUCUGUUUAGCGAACUCAGGCAGAUGAGUUACUGGCUGCCAAAUUUCUAUAUGUACCGACCGGCUCCCUGUUUGCCUUUGUAACUGCCUUACUGUGGAUUCCUUAUGCCCACAGCCAUUCCCUCAGUUUCUUCUUUUGGACCACCUUCCAUGGCAAUCAGCGUGAGUGAGAACGGCAGAGCGGAGUUUGUGUGCAUGGGAUCUGGACCCCCGGCACCCACCUUCCUGGUUAAAAAAGUAAAACCAGUACCAGGUAAGUUUAUUUAUUUAUUUAUUUUUAUUUUUUCGCUUAUAGUUUAGCAUCUUUUAUUAAUAUAACCAAGAAACCUGUAGGCAAGGUACGAUGGGGACAAGGCCGCCAGAUGAGUAAAGCAUAACCACACAGCCACUAGGUUGUCCUUCGCAAGGACUACGCCUAAUGUCAGUCUCUAUAAGUUGCAUCAGGAGCUGCAUAUAACUAGAAGGAGAUCGUAUUAAUCAACUUCUCUAUGUUAAACCAUAAACCUAGGAGUUUGAAUUCUGUGAUCUUGUCCAAGAGAGGUACUUUCCGAGACACACGAAGUGACGUUUAAUCACCACGUUAAUUAACCAGAAAACUUUUUUUUCUUAAUUUUUCUUUUUAGAUGGAUUCGGUGGACCUCUGAAAGUAGACGAAAUAAAGUCGGGUAAUGUUGUGACAGGAAUACGCUACGUCAUACUCAGCACAACAGAACACGAUAAAGGACUGUACUCCUGCACGGUUACUAACAAGUUUGGCUCUGAUACCAAGUAUCUUAACUUGUAUGUACAUGUGCAUGUGGAUUCCGGUGGGAAUGGUUCUGGUUCAGGUAAGGGUGGGAUAAAUAUA